This is a messenger RNA of Chrysoperla carnea, 2267 nucleotides long. RefSeq lists its product as uncharacterized. Lineage: Eukaryota; Metazoa; Arthropoda; Insecta; Neuroptera; Chrysopidae. Bases 46 to 2214 code for a protein of 722 amino acids. The record is from RefSeq and is a predicted model, not a curated record. The transcript is spliced from 2 exons.
AAUAUUUCACUUCUUUGUAUUUGAUUAAUCAAGUAAACAAGCAACAUGAAUAUCAAAUUUGUAUUAAUUGUAGUGACAGCUGUGAUUGCAUGUAAUGUAAUCGCUCAUCCAAUUGCGUCUUGUGACGACGGCUCAUCAGGAUCUGCCGCUGCAUCUGGAGCAGCAUCUUCAGGUGGAUCUGGAUCAGGUGGAUGUGGAGGAUCGGGUGGAGCAUCUGCAUCAUCCGGUGGCUCAAGUUCAUCCGCUGGAGCGGGUGGUGCAUCCGGAUCAUCAGGUGGAUCAAGCUCGUCAGCUGCUGGAGGAUCGGCAUCAGGCUCAUCUGGUGGAUCUAGUUCAUCCGCUGGAGCCGGUGGUGCUUCUGGAUCCUCUGGUGGCUCAAGCUCUACCGCUGCUGGUGGAUCGGCUUCAGGAUCAUCAAACGGAUCUAGCUCAUCAGCUGGUUCAGGGUCUGCAUCAGGCUCAUCUGGUGGAUCUAGUUCAUCCGCUGGAGCGGGUGGUGCUUCUGGAUCGUCAGGUGGCUCAAGCUCUACCGCUGCUGGUGGAUCAGCUUCAGGAUCAUCAAAUGGAUCUAGCUCGUCAGCUGGAUCUGGAUCCGCAUCUGGCUCAUCUGGAGACUCUAGUUCAUCCGCAGGAUCGUGUGGUGCUUCUGGAUCCUCAGGUGGCUCAAGCUCUACCGCUGCAGGUGGAUCGGCUUCAGGAUCAUCAAAUGGAUCUAGCUCAUCAGCUGGUUCAGGCUCUGCAUCAGGCUCAUCUGGUGGAUCUAGUUCAUCCGCUGGAGCGGGUGGUGCUUCUGGAUCAUCGGGUGGCUCAAGCUCUACCGCUGCUGGUGGAUCGGCUUCAGGAUCAUCAAAUGGAUCUAGCUCGUCAGCUGGAUCAGGCUCUGCAUCUGGCUCAUCUGGAGACUCCAGUUCAUCCGCAGGAUCAUGUGGUGCUUCUGGAUCCUCAGGUGGCUCAAGCUCUACCGCUGCUGGUGGAUCGGCUUCAGGAUCAUCAAAUGGAUCUAGCUCAUCAGCUGGUUCAGGCUCUGCUUCAGGCUCAUCUGGUGGAUCGAGUUCAUCCGCUGGAGCGGGAGGUGCUUCUGGAUCCUCAGGUGGCUCAAGCUCUACCGCUGCUGGUGGAUCAGCUUCAGGAUCAUCAAACGGAUCUAGCUCAUCAGCUGGUUCAGGCUCUGCAUCAGGUUCAUCUGGUGGAUCUAGUUCAUCCGCUGGAGCGAGUGGUGCUUCUGGAUCAUCGGGUGGCUCAAGCUCUACCGCUGCUGGUGGAUCGGCUUCAGGAUCAUCAAAUGGAUCUAGCUCGUCAGCUGGAUCUGGCUCUGCAUCUGGCUCAUCUGGAGACUCCAGUUCAUCCGCAGGAUCGUGUGGUGCUUCUGGAUCCUCAGGUGGCUCAAGUUCUACCGCUGCUGGUGGAUCGGCUUCAGGAUCAUCAAAUGGAUCUAGCUCAUCAGCUGGUUCAGGUUCUGCAUCAGGUUCAUCUGGUGGAUCUAGUUCAUCAGCUGGAGCGGGUGGUGCUUCUGGAUCCUCAGGUGGCUCAAGCUCUACCGCUGCUGGUGGAUCAGCUUCAGGAUCAUCGAAUGGAUCUAGCUCGUCAGCUGGAUCUGGCUCUGCAUCUGGCUCAUCUGAAGACUCCAGUUCAUCCGCAGGAUCGUGUGGUGCUUCUGGAUCCUCAGGUGGCUCAAGUUCUACCGCUGCUGGUGGAUCGGCUUCAGGAUCAUCAAAUGGAUCUAGCUCGUCAGCUGGAUCAGGUUCUGCUUCAGGUUCUUCUGGUGACUCAAGUUCUUCAGCUGGAUCUGGUUCAGCUUCAGGUUCAUCAGGUGGAUCAAGUUCAGCAGCUGGUUCAGGCGCCGCUUCUGGUGCUUCUAAUGGAUCUGUCUCAGCAGCUGGAUCAGGCUCUGCAUCUGGCUCUUCAGGUGGAUCAACUUCAUCUGUUAGCUCAAACUCUGCAUCCAGUUCGUCGGGUGGAUCAAGUUCUUCUGUAGGUGGUUCAUCUGGUGGUUCUUGUGAUGAUUCUGGAUCAUCUGGCUCAGGUUCUGCUUCUGGAUCAGGAUCGGCAUCUGGUAGUGGUUCUGCAGCUGGAUCAGGUGCUGCUUCUGGAGGUGGAUCAGCGGCUGGAUCUGGUGCUGCUUCUGCAGGUGGUUCCGCAGCUGGAUCUGGUGCUGCUUCUGGAAGCGGAUCAGCUGCUGCAUCGGGUGCAGCCUCAGGAUCCGGUGGAUGUUAAUUAUAAAUUCAAUACUCUUUUUAAUAUAUUAAAACAAUAUUAGCAAAUCAAAA